UCCCGGGGUCGCCAUGGCAACGUUCGCCCGCCCGCAUCCCUGUGCCCCGCCCGCCUUGGGGCCUGGCGGCUGGGCAUUGGCUGCCUCAGAACACUCUGUUUAGACCAGGCUGGCCCCAAGAAUCACAGACGCUGGGACUACGGAAGCAGCUACAUGGCGGAGUUCUCUGGAGAUUAAGAAAUGUUAGCUACAAAGGACCCCACGGCCGUGGAGAGAGCCAAUCUGUUAAACAUGGCUAAACUGAGUAUCAAAGGGCUCAUUGAGUCCGCCCUGAGCUUCGGCCGCACGCUGGACUCCGACUACCCUCCUCUGCAGCAGUUCUUCGUGGUCAUGGAACAUUGUCUGAAACACGGCCUGAAAGUGAGAAAAUCAUUUUUGAGCUAUAACAAAACUAUUUGGGGCCCCCUGGAACUGGUGGAGAAGCUGUACCCAGAAGCAGAGGAGAUCGGAGCGAGUGUCCGGGACUUGCCUGGGCUUAAGACUCCCCUUGGCCGUGCUAGAGCGUGGCUCCGAUUAGCCCUCAUGCAGAAAAAAAUGGCCGAUUACCUGCGUUGCUUAAUUAUCCAGAGGGAGCUCCUGAGUGAGUUCUAUGAGUACCACGCACUGAUGAUGGAGGAGGAGGGAGCCGUGAUUGUCGGGCUGCUGGUCGGCCUGAACGUGAUUGAUGCCAAUCUGUGUGUGAAGGGAGAGGACCUAGACUCCCAGGUUGGGGUGAUUGAUUUCUCCAUGUACUUAAAGAAUGAAGAGGAGAUCGGAAACAAGGAAAGGAACGUUCAAAUCGCUGCCAUCUUAGACCAAAAGAAUUAUGUUGAAGAGCUAAACAGACAACUCAACAGCACAGUCAGCAGCCUCCAUUCAAGAGUGGACUCGUUAGAAAAGUCAAACACUAAGCUGAUCGAAGAGUUAGCAAUAGCGAAGAAUAAUAUCAUAAAGCUCCAAGAAGAAAACCAUCAAUUGCGAAGUGAAAAUGAGCUGAUCUUAAUGAGAACUCGGCAGCACCUGGAGGUUACCAAAGUGGAUGUAGAAACGGAGCUUCAAACAUACAAGCAUUCCCGGCAAGGCCUAGACGAGAUGUAUAACGACGCCAGGAGGCAGCUUCGAGACGAGUCGCAGCUCCGACAGGAUGUGGAGAAUGAGCUAUCAGUACAAGUUGGCAUGAAGCAUGAGAUGGAGCUGGCCAUGAAGCUGUUGGAGAAAGACAUUCACGAGAAACAAGACACUCUCAUAGGCCUUCGGCAACAGCUGGAAGAAGUCAAAGCAAUCAACAUUGAGAUGUAUCAAAAGCUGCAGGGCUCUGAAGAUGGCUUGAAAGAAAAAAAUGAAAUAAUUGCCCGACUAGAAGAAAAGACCAAUAAGAUCACUACAGCCAUGAGGCAGCUGGAGCAAAGAUUGCAGCAAGCAGAGAAGGCGCAAAAGGAAGCAGAAGCCGAGGAUGAGAAAUACGCCCAGGAGUGUCUGAGCCAAUCCGACAGUCUGCAGAGACAGAUCUCACAGAAGGAGCAACAGCUGGUGCAGCUGGAAACGGACUUGAAGAUCGAGAAGGAAUGGAGACAGACUUUGCAAGAAGAUCUUCAAAAGGAAAAAGAUGUCCUAUCUCAUCUUAGACACGAAACCCAAAAAGUCAUAAGUCUUAAAAAAGAGUUUCUUAACCUCCAGGAUGAAAAUCAGCAGUUGAAAAGGAUUUAUCAGGAACAAGAACAGGCUUUGCAAGACCUUGGCAGCAAACUCUGCGAAUCGAAACUUAAAAUAGACGAUAUAAAAGAAGCCAACAAAGCGCUCCAGGGACUGGUCUGGUUAAAAGACAAAGAUGCAACCCACUGUAAGCUUUGUGAGAAGGAAUUUUCACUCUCCAAAAGAAAGCACCACUGUAGAAACUGCGGGGAAAUUUUCUGUAAUGCCUGCUCUGACAACGAACUGCCUUUGCCUUCUUCACCAAAGCCAGUGCGGGUCUGUGAUUCAUGCCAUGCAAUGCUCAUUCAGAGAUGCUCCUCUAACAUGCCAUGACUUGGAACUCCAUCCUCCUGCACAGAAGCACCUGCAGCGAGGGAGGGCUGUGUGUACCGAGGUGCCCAGUCAGUACUGUACCUCGCCUCCAGCUCACACACAGGUUUCUAAGUUAUAUGGGUUAGUAUUCCGUCCCUGUACUUAAUCAGAUUUUAAGAUAGCAUGUUUUAGCACUACUUCAAAUAUCAAGUAACCUUUAACAAAAGGUCAGAUAGCAGAGCUCAUGCACAUUUGCCUUACCUUAUAGAGGCCUUCUGGAGAACAAGGCCACAGCUUAUUUGCUUCUGAACUGACGAGUUGGCACUUGAAGGUGCCUGUAUAUCUCUUAAUGCACUUUAAAAAACGUCACAAUUCUCAGAGAAAAACUGAAAAUGCAUUCACUUUAUGUUAUAUGCCGAUUUAACGGUUUUUAAAAUGGUGGCCCAUGCCUUUAAUCCCAACACUUAGGAUGCAGAGGCAGGUGGAUGGAUCUCUGAGUUCAGUAAGGCCACCCUGGUAGAAAGAGUAAGUUCCAGACAGGACAGCCAGACUGUCCAGGAAGACAGACUGAAUCAGUUGUUUAUUUUUUACCAUGAGCUUUCUUGCCUAAGCUCUGAAGUGCUGGGAUAUAGGUGUGUGCUUCCAUCCCAGGGCUGUGUAUUCUACGUUGUCUGGUAAGAUGCUAAUUUAGUUGUAUUUAUUUGCUUGUUCUUCUCCCUUCUCUACAAUGGAAAAGACCAAUGAUUUAAUCCCAUCCUUUCCUUUUUACUUGCCCACAUCUUUCAUAUAGUGGAUUAAAGGACCAGUAAGCUGGCCUCUAGCUUUUCCUUCACUCACAGCCAUCACCCUUAUCACAAAGACUAAGUGUGGUAAAGGGUCAGAUUCCAAAGGAGAAAACAUUCCUACCCGGGGAACAAGGAGGCCGAAUGAGAUCGAUUCUAAGCAUUCAAAUUAAGAGGACUGCUAUCAAAGAAUUAAGUUUCUCCACCCUCAGUUCUCUUAAGAAUAACUUCUAGGAAGCAUUACACUGGCAUAUUGACACUUUCCCACAAUAAAAUUUCACCUUCUAUAUGUAUCAAGUACUUUAGAUAGUAGUUUAUUUUUUCAAGCAGGUGUGUGUGUAGGGGGGGGAGGGGGUAACACGGAGCAUUAAGUUACUUAAAUCAUGACCAUUUAGGAUAGAAUCUUUAAUAUAUUAAUUUCCAGCCUUAUACUUUUAAGUCUAUAAAGCCUUUCAAAACUCUAGUGAUUUUACACUCCCAAGAACACUGCUCAGUGACUGGGUAUUUUUCUGAUCUCCUUUUCUACAGGAUCUUUUCAUUUGCUACAUUUCAGUAAGUUUUUGUAAAUUGCCAAAAUUACAAAACCAGUAUUUACCAGCUUCUGUGGUCAACUUAAAUUCACUCUGACAGAUUUCUAGAUGUUUCUUUUGGAGACAGGGAAACCCCAAGUUGGCCUCCAACCUGGUGUGCAGCAGGGGAAGACCUUGAACUGCCUGACUUCCACAUCUCCCAGCUGCUGAGAUUACAGCUGUCUAGUGUUUGUAUGCGGUGCUAGGGAUGGAACCCCUGACACUUUGUACACAUUGGCCAGGUACUCUACCAACUCAGUUACUCCCCCAACCCCAGAUGCCAAUAUAUAUAUGUAUGUAUGUAGUGAAAACCUGCUGGCACACACACAAAAAGAGACAAUUAUAUUCUUUAACCGCUUUGUACUGAUGGGGAUUACUAACAUUUUCCUUUCUCUCUCUCUUUUUUUUGAGUGUAAAUGAAAAACUUCAAAUACUUUAUUAUGUGCUUUUUAUUACCACUCAAAAUUUGUGUCAUAAACAUGGGCCUUUUCUGGAGCAGCGCCAACUCCUUCCCCCGCUGUGUGUGGGAUAGGAAUAGAGCUGAGUGGUAGAAUGUUUGCUUAUUGUGGCUAUUAAGGGCCUGGAUUCUCAAUUCACAGCACUACCACCAAAAAACAUAAAACCACCCAACUUUAAAUUUAGGAUAUCCUAUUUAUUACAAAAUAUUCACAAUUCUUAUUAUUAUUACAAUUAUAUUAUUAUUAUUAUUAUUUUGCAGAAAACUUGUGUCAUUCCCUUACUUACCUAGCCAGGACUACCACAAAGAUGUGAUCAUGGUGCCAAGGAAUUGCAAAUGUAAUUCUGAUCUGUAAUGUUUUUAAAAUAAAUGUGAAUUUUAUAAAUCGAA
Messenger RNA from Mus caroli (Ryukyu mouse), 4181 nucleotides. The record is from RefSeq and is a predicted model, not a curated record. NCBI's taxonomy places the organism in Eukaryota, Metazoa, Chordata, Mammalia, Rodentia, Muridae.